GACUGCAAGGCGAUAUUGCAGCCGGUCUCCAAGGCGAUAUUACAGCCGGUCUCCAAGGCGAUAUUACAGCCGGUCUCCAAGGCGAUGUAGCAGUCGAGACUCGUGUUACAGCCGUAAGUCAAGCUCAAGAUAUUAUUCUCGCGGCAGAUCAAACUGCCGUGGCCAAGGCGAUGUGUCACGGCGCAGACGCAGCAGGACUACGCCUCAACGCAGCCCCAGUCUACACUCGCGACGUGACGAGAUGCAACAAGAACAACGAACACGUAAUGGUGAACCACAGCAACAUGUCCAUGAGUCAUAUACAUCACAAACUGACCAUCAGGCCCUGUCAAAACCUACUGAAUUAGCUACUAUAUUUAAAGAGUUUAUGCAAACCAUGAAGCACACAGCGCGAGUGAGUGAACAAUUUCCAAGUAUGAACGUUGUACCAGAAUUCGAUCCGGUCAAACGCAAUCAAACCAUUGAAAUGUGGCUUUUAAAAGUCAAUGAAUGUGCGACGAUUUAUAACUGGUCUGAGCGACAAGUUAUACAUUAUGCGUUGCCCAAAUUAUCUGGAUUGGCUCAAAAGUGGUAUCAGGGGUUGCCAAGUCUCAUGUUUUCAUGGCCUGAAUGGCAAGAUAAGUUAAGAUUAGCUUUUCCUAGUGAAGACAAUUAUGCACAACUACUGACGGAAAUGCUCGCUUGCAGAGCGCGUUUUGGCGAACCUUUAGAGGAAUAUUUUUUUGAAAAAACUGUUCUUUUAAAUAGAUGCAAAAUAACUAACAAAAAUGCAAUUGAUUGUAUUUUGUUUGGGAUAGAGGAUCGAUCCAUUAGAACCAGUGCUGAAGCGGCACAAUUUUCUGAACCAGAUAAAUUAUUAGUUUAUCUAAGAAAUGUUAAAAUUUUAAAAAGAACUGAGAAGAAUAAUAACGCCUUGAAAUCAGGUGCUACUGACAAUAAGCGACAGAGAACAAAUAAGUUCAUUCAAAUGAGAUCAGAAUCUACAAACAAUUCAAAAUGUUAUAUCUGUAGUGAAAUUGGUCAUCCAUAUUACAAGUGUAAGCAACCCAUUAAGCGAUGCAGUCAAUGCCAUAAAAUUGGACAUCUUGAAGCAAAUUGUCCUCUUAAGAAGGAAUCUAGCGAUGCUAAGACUGUUUUACGGAUAUCCCAGGAACGAGAUACAGAUCUAAAAUAUUUUAAAAAGGCCAAUGUUAAUGGCCGUGAACUAGAUUGUUUUGUUGACUUUGGUAGUCAAUGCACUAUAUUAACGGAGUCUGUGGCGAAAGAACUAGCUAUUAGUUGGUCAACACAGGACCUGCCUGUGUUGAGGGGUUUUGGUGAUUCUUUGGUUAACAGUUUGGGAAAAUGUAACGUUCAAAUUGAGGUAGAUUCAGCUAAGGCUAAUGUAGAUGUCCUUAUCGUUCCUGAUUAUUUAUUAAAGGUCCCAUUAUUGUUAGGACAAAGUUUCACCGAACAAAACCAUAUUUUGGUUUAUAAGACUAACGAUAACUUAAAAAUAACUACUACUUUGGCUAAAGACCACAUUUUUCUUUGUAAUUCUGAACUAGUCACCAUCAACGGACUCUCGGAAGUAAAAAUGAAAGCAUCCAUGCCGAAUUAUAAUGGCGAUGUAUAUAUCGAGCAAAGCAUAUGUCAUAAACCUCAAAAGGAGUAUGAAAUUGUUCAAAGUGCAGUAAGGAUAACGUUUCUUCGGUGAAUAUGAAGGAAAAAGUUUAACUUACGCUAGUUUCCACUCACACCGCAAGUACGGGGUGGCUUUGGUAGGAGUUCGUCCAGCCGAAUUACCAGAAUUCUAUGAAGAAACAAUACUUUUGAACCCGGGACCGAGACACAUAAUGAAAGCGAGCGACACGUGCUAUUACAUGAGCAUAACAAAAGAAGAGAAUUCCGCUUUCGUAGUUUCCGAUCAACAAACCGAAAGCAAACCGUUGAUAACAAAAGAUCAAACUGCAUGUAGCCUCCUCUCUAGCGAAGGAAGAAGAAAGGGCGGAGACGGCGAGGAGGCCGCGGCCCAGCCCAGAACAGCAGACGGUAGUAACAUGGCUCAAUCAGCCCUUCCACAAGUGGUUCUACAAGCUCCCGCGACCUCCCCACCAAAUGCAUCGCCAUCACGCAUCAAUACUGUAUCAUCCGCUAAUUUAACUGUUGCUAGCUGUGAGUGCCACGGUCGGAUACUGUGCAAGUAGGCCGGAUACGGAUGCCGGAAUGCAAUACGGCUGGCAUUCGACCUACUUACUAGACUUUAUUUUACUCAGGUUGCUCGAUGUCAUCAAAAUUGCGGCUACUGCGCACUAGAAACUAAUAAAAACAUAAUUGGCACAGCAGACAAAGAGCAGCUCACUCACCGUAUAUGUUGCAAAUUGCGGAUGCAAGGAAUUAAUACCAAGUUACCAGACCGGCUCAGUGAUGCUAACUUCAACAGAAUGUUCCUAGAACCAACUUCAAAUAACCCUAAAUGUUGAUUAAAACCCUUCAAAAUUUUAAUUGUACACU
Messenger RNA from Pieris napi, 2493 nucleotides. RefSeq lists its product as uncharacterized. Lineage: Eukaryota; Metazoa; Arthropoda; Insecta; Lepidoptera; Pieridae. The record is from RefSeq and is a predicted model, not a curated record. Bases 242 to 1696 code for a protein of 484 amino acids. The transcript has 2 exons. Gene Ontology annotation, molecular function: nucleic acid binding; zinc ion binding.